Messenger RNA from Didymosphaeria variabile, 1674 nucleotides. RefSeq lists its product as uncharacterized. The transcript has 2 exons. Bases 1 to 1674 code for a protein of 557 amino acids. NCBI's taxonomy places the organism in Eukaryota, Fungi, Ascomycota, Dothideomycetes, Pleosporales, Didymosphaeriaceae. Gene Ontology annotation, molecular function: ATP binding; aspartate-tRNA ligase activity; RNA binding. Gene Ontology annotation, cellular component: aminoacyl-tRNA synthetase multienzyme complex; cytosol; cytoplasm. Gene Ontology annotation, biological process: aspartyl-tRNA aminoacylation. The record is from RefSeq and is a predicted model, not a curated record.
AUGGCGGAAGAGAGUAACGCACCUGCAGGCGCUGCUCCGGCAGAACCCUCCAAGAAUGCAUUGAAGAAGGCUCAGAAGGAGAAGGAGAAGGCCGAGAAGAAGGCGGCAGCAAAAGCCCGCGAGCUCGCCGAGCGCCAGAAGAAAGAUGCUGCCGACGCCGAGGAUGUGUCCAAGGACAACUACGGCGAACUGCCACUUACUGGCUCGAAGGACUACAAACCCACGGGCGCAACUCGCAUCGACCUCUCUACCGUCGCAGAACACGAGGGCAAGGAGAUCACAUUCAGGUGCUGGGUCGAGAAUGCGCGCGUGCAGUCAGCGAAACUGGCCUUCGUCAAUUUGCGCCAGGGCUUGAACACUGUGCAGUCAGUCGUUGCGGCGAGUGACAAGCUCAGCAAGCAGAUGGUCAAGUUCUCGGGCACUCUGAGCACGGAGAGCUUGCUUGUUGUUACCGGAUUGGUUAAGAAGGCACCGGAGCCGAUCAAGAGCGCGACGAUUCAGGACUUUGAGAUCCACAUACUGAAGGUGUUCAUCGAGAAGAAGGCAGAGGUUCCCCUACCCCUUCAAGUCGAAGACGCAGAGCGCCCGUUGCCCAGCGAGGGUCUGGGAGAGGAGGAAGAAAAGGCCACAGAGGGUGACGCUCGCCCACUCGUGUCUCUCAACACCCGCCUGAACAACCGCACUCUCGACCUCCGCGCAAAGAUCAACCAUGCCAUAUUCGUCGUCAAGGGUGGCGUCCGCCUACUCUUCACAGAGUUCCUCUCCCAGAAAGGCUUCAUCCCCGUCGAGACCCCCAAGAUCCUCGGCGCUGCCUCUGAAGGCGGCGCCAAUGUCUUCGAGCUCAACUACUUCGGCAAACCCGCGUACCUCGCCCAAUCGCCCCAAUUCUACAAGCAAAUGCUCAUCGCCGCGCGCUUCCAAAAAGUCAUGGAAAUCGGCCCCGUCUUCCGCGCCGAGAACUCGAACACUGCUCGCCAUUUGACAGAAUUCACGGGUCUAGAUCUCGAAAUGGAAUUCCAGGAGCACUACCACGAAGUCAUGGGCGUGCUCGAGGACCUCAUGCUCUUCAUCUUCCAAGGCCUCAACACGCGGUACAAGAAGGAAACCGACCUCGUCCGCAACACCUACCACGUAGACGAGUUCAAGCUCCCCGAGAGCGGCAAAGUCCCACGCAUCCCCUUCCCAGAGGGCAUCAAGAUGCUGCGCGACGCACAAGGCACAGGCGAAGACGUCGGCGAAGCAGGCGAAUACGACGACCUUUCCACCCCACAGGAGAAAAAACUAGGCCGUCUCGUGCUCGAAAAAUACGGCUCUGAUUUCUACGUCCUGGACCAGUUCCCCCUCGCGGUACGACCAGCAUACACCAUGCCGUCGCCCGAGAACCCCAAGCUAUCCAACAGCUACGACUUCUUCAUGCGCGGGCAGGAGAUUUGCAGUGGUGCGCAGCGCAUCCAUGAUGCGGAGCUGCUGGCUAAGAUGAUGCGCGAGCAUGAUCCGCCGAUUGAUCCUAAUGGGGCGGGGACGAAGGAGUAUGUGGAUAGCUUUAGGUAUGGGGCGCCGCCGCAUGGAGGGGGUGGGUUUGGGUUGGAGAGGAUUGUGCAGUUUUGGUUGGGGCUGCCGAAUAUUAGGAUGACGAGCUUGUUUCCGAGGGAUCCGCAGAGGGUGACGCCGUAG